AUGACAUCAGUAAAUAUAAUUUGUGGUCUUUCACGCCUUUCUGGAUCAACUUCUCGACGAUCAUCUUUAAAACCUCUAUAUUGGGGUAAAGUGUCAAAGGCAUUGCAAGGAAGUUUAUGGGAAGAAUUACAAAAACGUAGGCAGGCCCAAGUUGCACCAGAAUUUGAUGUUUCAGAGAUAGAGACCCUUUUCUCAGCAGUUGUUCCAAAAACUUCUGAUAAAUCUGUAGGACGUUGUAAAUCAGUUGGAUCCAAAUCUGACAAAGUCCACUUGAUUGAACUGAAGAGGGCCAAUAAUGUUGAAAUUAUGCUCACAAAGAUUAAGAUGCCACUUUCUGAAAUGAUGGCUGCAAUUCUAACUUUGGAUGAUACAGUAUUAGAUGUUGAUCAGGUUGAAAGUCUUGGUAAGUACUGUCCCACUAAAGAGGAGAUGGAACUUUUGAAGGGAUAUACUGGUGACUAUGAGAAUUUGGGAAGGUGCGAACAGUAUUUUUUGGAGCACAUGAAAGUUCCACGGGUGGAAGCAAAAUUAGGAGUUUUUUCUUUCAAGAUUCAGUUUAAUCAUCAGAUUGUAGAAUUUAAGAAAAGUUUAGGCACUGUGAACUCUGCUUGUGAAGAGGUCCGGAACUCUGACAACCUGAAGAAUAUUAUGCAGAAAAUUCUUUAUUUGGGGAAUACUCUGAAUCAAGGAACAGCUAGGGGAUCUGCUGUUGGAUUCAAGUUGGAUAGUCUUUUAAAGCUCACUGAGACUCGUGCUUCUACUGGUAGGAUGACACUAAUGCAUUAUCUAUGUAAGGUCUUAGCUGAAAAGUCUCCUGCACUCCUUGAUUUUCACUUGGACCUUGUUAGCCUGGAAGUUGCUAGUAAGAUACAAUUAAAAGCAUUAGCAGAAGAGAUGGCGUCAAUUAAUAAGGGAUUACGAAAAGUUAAACAGGAGCUUGCUGCAUCUGAAAACGACGGCCCUUCAUCGGAAAGUUUCCGCAACGUACACAGAGAAUUUAUUGAAGGUGCUGAGUUAGAGGAGGCAUCUGUAACAACUCUAUAUUCUGUGGCGGGCAAAAAUGCAGAUGAUCUUGCAAGAUAUUUCAAUGAGGACCCUGCUCGUUACCCAUUUGAACAAGUAACUGCGACGCUAUUGAAUUUCAUGCGGUUGUUUCGGAAAGCACACGAAGAGAACAUAAAACAAGCAGAGUUGGAGAAGAAAAGAGCUGAGAAAGAGGCUGAAGAGAAGGCUAAGGCAGAUGCUGCUGCUGCUGCAUCCAAAGAAGUUUCGUAGCAUUGAGCAUUU
Neltuma alba is the source of this 1287-nucleotide messenger RNA. RefSeq names its product putative formin-like protein 15b. NCBI's taxonomy places the organism in Eukaryota, Viridiplantae, Streptophyta, Magnoliopsida, Fabales, Fabaceae. The transcript has 14 exons. Bases 1 to 1275 code for a protein of 424 amino acids. The record is from RefSeq and is a predicted model, not a curated record.